Molecule: messenger RNA, 258 nt
Organism: Dicrocoelium dendriticum
Lineage: Eukaryota; Metazoa; Platyhelminthes; Trematoda; Plagiorchiida; Dicrocoeliidae
Source: the annotation of a GenBank genome assembly
AUGUCGGUCGGAUACGAUCGGAUUACCAGGAAGUGUAUUUACUCAUCAGAGAGUGUGUACAAAAGUAUCAAAUUUAUUGCUGACAAGAUAAACUUCGAAUCUUCUCAUUGUGUAAUUGUUACAAGCGUGGUGACCGCCGAAUUCGGUCGGUCAAAAGAUGUAAUAUUGCAAUUUAACGGAUCAGUUUCCAACGAUAGCUGUGCACUGUUGAAAUUACUUGAAGCCGGUAAAAUUGCAAAAUCCACGUUGAACUGCUAA